Messenger RNA from Lactuca saligna, 486 nucleotides. The record is from the annotation of a GenBank genome assembly. NCBI's taxonomy places the organism in Eukaryota, Viridiplantae, Streptophyta, Magnoliopsida, Asterales, Asteraceae.
AUGGUUGGUAGCAGUUCUCAAGUGUCCAUUGUUCAAGCUGAUGUUAUAGAUAUUCCAGAUGAUGCGAAUGUGGAAAAGGUAGGUUCUCAUGUUUUAAGUGCGCCUAUUGAUGAUGUUGUCGUGGCUAUUUUGGGUGUUGAGAAUGAAGGGAAAGGAUCGAAUGUUGUAGAGUUAUGUCCUUGCUGGUCUCCGACGGAUGCUUCUCGCAUUUCUGUGUUUGAAAUAUUUGUUGAUUUUACUUUAAAUGCAUUUCCUCCUGAGAGGUACCAGUUGCAAAUGGAGAUGCACACCUUGCGUUCAAAGCAUGCUAUGUUAUUGUCUUCUCUGUCGAAGUUGAAGGUGCGGCAGCUGGUGCAAAGAGGUGGCCAUGUUGCAGAUAUGCCUAAAGGUGAUGUUGACUUUGAUGCGGCAAUUGAUGAAGCUUUGGAUACAUUAGGAUGUGUGGAUUAUAUAUCGGUGUUUGGGGCUGAGAAAGUUGGACGUUGA